Gongylonema pulchrum is the source of this 666-nucleotide messenger RNA. Lineage: Eukaryota; Metazoa; Nematoda; Chromadorea; Rhabditida; Gongylonematidae. The record is from the annotation of a GenBank genome assembly.
AUGCCAAACAGUGUUACGGAUUUCUGGCACAUGGUUAUACAGGAAGAAAGUGACUCAAUCGUUAUGCUGACGAAUAUCAUUGAGAAAGGCCUGAAUAAAUGCGAGCAGUACUGGCCAAAUGAUGCAGGCCAGACACUGACUUUUGGCGAUGUUACCAUUAACAACACCGCGGUGCGAGCACUAGCGCCGGAUGAGACAUCUGUCCGAGUGUGCCUACUGAAAGUAAAAUGGAAAGAUGGCGGUAAAGAGAGGAAUCGCGAGAUUCGACACUACCAGUGGAUAGACUGGCCAGAUCGCGGCGUGCCACCUUGCAGACUUACUUCCAUGGUAGCGACAGCGCAAGUGCUUCUUUCGAAUAUCCGCGGAACAAAGAAGCCGAUAAUAGUGCACUGCUCAGCAGGUAUCGGCAGGACAGGUGCCAUUGUAGCAAUCGAGUUCAUCCUGGAAAAGCUACAGCAAGGCAUCGCGUGUGAGUCAAUGGAUCAAAUUCUCAAGGAGCUUCGCAACCAGCGACCUUUUACCAUACAGAAUGAUAUGCAGUAUCUUUAUGUGCAUCGAGUGAUGCUAUUUUAUUUCAUUGACAAAUAUAAGGUGUUCGCCGAUAACGAGGAUGUUAUGUGCAAAUACAAGCAAUUCGUGGCCGAUUACGAUAGAGCUACCACCUGA